UGUAGGGUCAGAGACACACUGCGAGGCAACUAAGAGGCAAAGACGAAAUAACUUGGAAAACUGUUUAAAAAAAAAAAUUAAUAGAUCAUUAUUUCCUGUAUUUCUGUAUUUUUAUUUACUCCUCAUCCUACAAUGGAUAGUUUGGAGAAACAGCUGAUUUGUCCCAUUUGCUUGGAAAUCUUCACAAAACCAGUAGUAAUUCUGCCAUGCCAACAUAACCUCUGUCGAAAAUGUGCUAAUGAUAUAUUUCAGUCCUCAAAUCCAUACCUUCCCACCAGAGGAGGCACAGUGACCUCAGGUGGCCGGUUUAGAUGUCCCUCAUGCAGGCAUGAGGUGGUGCUGGACCGACAUGGAGUCUACGGACUGCAGAGAAAUCUGUUGGUGGAAAACAUCAUUGAUAUGUACAAACAAGAGUCCACCAGCAGCAGACCUGUUCCACAGAGGACAGAUGACCAACCAAGGUGUGAGGUGCAUGAGGAUGAAAAGAUCAACAUCUACUGCGUGACAUGCAGCGUUCCCACCUGUUCCAUGUGCAAGGUGUUCGGUUCUCACAAAGACUGUGAAGUGGCACCUCUUAAAAGUGUAUAUCAACUUCAAAAGACAGAGCUGACAGACAGCGUAUCAAUGAUGGUGGGCAACAACGAUAGGAUCCAAGGCAUCAUCAAUCAGCUGGAGGAGACCUGCCUGGCAAUAGAGGAGAACAGCCGGAGGCAAAAGACUCAUGUGUGUGAAAAGUUUGACCAUUUGUACAGCAUUCUGGAGGACAGGAAGAGGGAGAUGAGCCUGAAAGUUACCACUGAGCAGGACGAGAAGCUGAAUUACAUUCGUGGACUGAAGAGAAAAUAUGAAGAUCAUCUGGAGUGCAUGAGCAAGAUUGUAGAGUCAGGAAUUCAAAUGAUGGAGGAACCUGAGAUGGCUGUGUUCUUACAGAAUGCCAAGCCUCUGUUACAACAGAUGGGCGAGGGCUCUGAUACCUCCCAUCUGGAAGAGGUAGAGCGUGGCUAUGAGAACAUGGAUCAUUACAAUGCUGACUUUAAAAAAGAAUCCAAGGCCCUUCGAGCUAUAGACUUCAUCACAGAUGAUGAUGAGGACGAAGAAGAAGAGAACGUUGCCGUUGCAGAAAGUGAAGGCCAUACAGAACAAGCUGCUACAGGAGGAACAAAAACAGGGAUGCACAAUACUCAACCUCCUCCUCUCCCCCUGCCUCCAAACCUGCUUAAAAACACUAGCUCCUGAUUCUUCAUUUGUAUAGAUUAUUACUACAGCCCACAGAUUAUUUUGCUGUACUAAGUAAAAGUGGAAAGUCUGUUUGUUUAAAACUCACUGUAAUGAAAGUAUAAAUAAGAAUGUUGAAGGUAAUUAAAUGUUAAUGUGGAAGGUUUUUAAUAAAUUAAAAUGAUGGGAAUUCUAU
This is a messenger RNA of Trichomycterus rosablanca, 1411 nucleotides long. It is a transcript of the gene trim55b, whose product is annotated as tripartite motif containing 55b. Gene Ontology annotation, biological process: protein ubiquitination. Gene Ontology annotation, cellular component: cytoplasm. The transcript has 8 exons. The record is from RefSeq and is a predicted model, not a curated record. Gene Ontology annotation, molecular function: zinc ion binding; ubiquitin protein ligase activity. The coding region runs from base 133 to 1236 and encodes 367 amino acids. NCBI's taxonomy places the organism in Eukaryota, Metazoa, Chordata, Actinopteri, Siluriformes, Trichomycteridae.